AUGCUAAGCUCACUAAAAAAAUGGGUACAAGAUGUGGCGAUUGAUCUAACACCUCCAGCGUCACGAUCAUCACCAUCUACUUCUUCAAUUUUCUCAUCAUCUUCAAUCCCUGGAUCAAUACAACAUAAUUUUUAUUCAACUAAACCUUCGCAUGAACAACAAGAAUCAAGAGAUUCAUCAUCAUCAGCAGUAUAUUUAUCUAGACCAAUCUCAAUCGAUAGUUUACCAAGUGCAAAAACACGUACUAUGUCGAUUCCACAACCCUCAACAUCACCUGUCGAACUUGAUUUAAGUCAUUUAAAUCGUGAAGAACAAGAACAUAUUGCUAAUGUAUUAAGAAGAGCACGAGCUGUCGAAGAACAACAAUCUAAUUUAUUAUCAGUGACUGUUCCUUCUAUAAUGUCUCCAACAACAUCUAUGACAUCUUCAAUAUCAACUUCAUCAUCAUCUUCAUCACCCUCUACAAGUAGUUUCGCUAGUGAACAACUUGAAAAAAAUGAUAUUGAAAUUCAAGAUGAGAGCGAAAAACCUGUAAUAAUUUCGGAAUCAACAUUAUCAAAUAUUUACCUAUGUCAAGCAUGCGGGAAAGAACAUCGAGAAAAUUCAUCAACUUGUUUUCAAUGUCAACAAAAAGAAUUUAUUAAUCGAAAUAACGACAAUAAUAUUACUUUUUCAAAUCAACAGUCGAUACCAAUAAAAAAAUCAUCAUCACCUAUAUCAAUAACAUAUAAUAAUCAUAAAGAAGAAGAUAAAGUUUAUGAUAAUAUCACAGUAACUAAUUCUGAACCAAUCCAACAAAAUGCUUCCAUACAAGAAUCAACAACUAUAAAUCAUAAUUAUAUUGAAGAUCAAAAUCAACAAGAUCAAUCAAUUAGUUCGGAUUUAUUACGAACAAAUAAUCUAACAGAAAUAGAUGAAAAUGAAUUUUUCUAUGAAGAACCAAGUCCAUAUGUGGCAGUAAUAAAAUCAAAUAAAAAUGAUGAACAAAUUAUAUCAUCAUAUCAUAUUGAUGAAAAUAUUGAUGAAGAUAAUAAUGAUGAACGUGAUCAUGUUAAAGAAUUGGAAGAAACUAUAGCAAAUUUAUCUCGACAUUUUCCAUCUGAACAAUUUGAAAAACCUAUACCAUCAACAUUACCUAUUAGUAAUAUUGAUACGACUUCAAUUCUUGAAAUGGAAAUAGAAUCCCCAUCAAUUGAUGAGAUUUCUUUUAAUUCUUCUACAUAUUCUUCGAAUACUUCCAUUUCUGUUCCUAUUCCAAUUAAUAGUCGUCGGAUUAAUUUAAGUCGUUCGUCUGGUAUACGAGAGAAUUUAACUGAUCUUCUUAUAUCAGCAACAAGUAAACCUCAUCAGACAUUACAACGAACAUUAUCAACACAUGGCAAGCAUAUGUUAUCAAUAAAUCGACACAAACGUAAUUUACCAUCUGUACCAAGUGUUACUACUUCAAAACAAUUGCAAUUACGUCGUGCUAAUUCUGAAUCUCGUUUUAGUCUUCCAGCUGUUCCACUACCACUAUUAAUACCUCAACAAAAUCUUGAUGAUGAAAGUGAUUUACUUGAAAUUGAUCUUAAUGAUCCUAUUGGUUCAAUGAAUAGAAGUUCAUGUUCAAAAACUGAAUAUGAAUAUAAAAAAACUAAUGAAAAUUAUCAACAUUCAACAAAAUCAAUAAAUGGUCAUUCAUCAAACAUUAAACAAUUACGUGAUCAAACAACAAAUACUCCUCCAAUAUCAAGUUUAAAUUCAUCAAUAAAAUCAAAGAAAAAAUUAAAAAAGAAACCUUCUUCUCCAUUAAAUAAUACCAGUGAUCAAAUUAGUUCUUCAACUUUUCCAUCAAUUUCAAAAUUACAAAAGAGUACAAGUAUAGAAAUAACUUAUCCGUUUCCAGUAACAAAAUUAAUUUUAAAUCCAUCACGACAUGGUACUUCUACUGAUCUUGGUUUUCGUAUAACUGGUGGUCAUUCAAUUCCUAAUUGUAUGGAAGUAACAGCAUGCAUUGAAAAUAUUAAUACCCAUCAUCGAAAUUAUGAAAUACUUAAAAAUAUUGUUCAAGAAGGUGAUGAAGUACUUGAACUUGGUGGUGUAUCAUUACGUGGUAAAAGUGCUUUAUUUGUUGAAAAUUUAAUGAAUACGAUAGAAAAUGAAUUUGAAAUAAUUGUUCGGAGUCAAUCGAUUAAUACGAAUUCGGAUUCAUUAUUACCAGUGGAUACAAAUAUUCAACGAACACAUACCACAGAAAUAUCACCAUUACCAUUAACUGAACCAACAAAUAAUACAGUUACUAAAUCACUAUCAACAGCGAUAUCAUCAAUUGAUCAGACAUCAAAAAUUAAAAUUGAUAAUUCUCAACAACAACAACAACAACAAGAACAAAAUCUUCCAUCAAUAGCAAAGUCAACAUCAGAUGAAAAAUCAGCAACUUCAUUUUCGCAUCGUUCUCGUUCAAGUUUAUUACCAAAUGAUCGUGGACUAAAUGGUGUUGAUAGCAAUAUGAGUAUUGAUCAACAAAAUUCUAAUGAAUCCGAUGAAACUGAUAGUUUAUCACAAUAUUUUCAUCCAUCACAAAAACUAAAAACUAAUCCAAGGGCAACAGGUAAUACAUCGAUAUGUCAUGGACGCAGUCAAAGUGUUAUACCACUUGCAAGUGAUAUAACAAAUGCAUCACGUCGUUUACAAAGUUUUCUUAAAUCUGAUGCCAAACGUUCAUCAAAAGAUUCAACAGAUACUGAAAGAAAAUCAUCAUUAGCUUUAGCAUCAUUACAAUUUUUAAAGAAAAAAACAAAAUCAGCAGAUUUUUCUAAUCAAAAAAAUAUGAUUACGAAUCAAUUACGUGAAAAUCAAUAUGUUGGUGAUAUUGAAUUACAAAUACGACAUGAUUGUGAACGUGAACAAUUAGUUGUAGUUAUUCUUCGAGCAAAAAAUUUAUUACCAAAAGAUACUAAUGGAUUUUCAGAUCCAUUUGUUAAAGUUUAUUUAUUACCCGGCAGAGAUGCAGAAAAUAAACGCCGAAUUAAAUAUGUAUCAAAAACAUUAAAUCCUGUAUGGAAUCAUACUAUUAUUUAUGGAAAUAUGCAUCGAGAAGAAGUACAAUAUAAAAAACUUGAAUUUACUGUUUGGGAUUAUGAUCGUUUUAAAGCAAAUGAUUUUCUUGGUCAAGUAAUAAUUGAUUUAAAAAAUCCGAAUGUAAUUGAUGAUAAACCUCAUUGGUAUCGUCUUCAAGCAUUACGUUCUCGUGAAGAAAUAACAAAUCGUAGCUCGUCACCACGUUUAAAUAUUUUGGCAUCAGCGGAUUCAACAACUUCAUCAACAUUAACAAUAAAUAAAAAUUCUGUGAAUAUGCAACCACGUAUCAAUCAACAAAAAUAA
This is a messenger RNA of Rotaria sp. Silwood1, 3363 nucleotides long. NCBI's taxonomy places the organism in Eukaryota, Metazoa, Rotifera, Eurotatoria, Philodinida, Philodinidae. The record is from the annotation of a GenBank genome assembly.